CCUUUAGGCUCAGACUAUAUUCUCUGGUUUAAGUGGACAAAAUAGAAAUAUAGUCAAAUAACGAAACACAAAAUUUAGGUGUGUGGUUGUAAAAUUGUUUUACGUAGACAUGUUUAUUCCCAAUCUGCGCUACCACAAAGACAUGCCCGGGCAUAAACCCAGAUAUGUGGGUAGCAGAAACUCUUACACUUUCCUUCAGGACGUUGUGUCACUGCACAGGUGGAGCAAAGGGGUUGUUAUACAACACAGCAGCACGUGACCACGCUUCCUCUCACUGCUGGCGUCAGAGUUCAGAGAAAAACUACGAUCACAAAAAGGAGCAGGAAAGAGCCAUGGGUUUUCUUCCUCUCUUCUCUUUAGAAACAUGGAUUCUACUGAUCACAUUUGUCUGUAUAUUUGUUAUGUAUGGCUAUUGGACAUUUGGAGUAUUUGAGAAGUUGGGCAUCCCUGGUCCUAAGCCACUGAUGUACUGGGGCACAAUCACCAGACACAACCAGGUUUACUACUUAGCUGAUCACGAGUGUGCUCAAAAGUAUGGGAGAGUAUGGGGCAUGUAUGAACUCAGGACGCCCAUGCUGGCUGUGAUGGAUCCCGACAUGUUGAAAACCAUCCUGGUGAAGGAGUGUUUAACCUACUUCACCAACAGGAGGAAUUUGCAUCUGAAUGGGGACCUGUAUGAUACGAUGUUUCUUGCUGAGGAUGAUCAGUGGAGACGGAUUCGUAACAUCCUCUCCCCCUCCUUCACCUCUGGUCGUAUAAAAGAGAUGUUUAGCAUCAUGAAACAUCAUUCCCGCAAAAUGACAGACCGGCUAAAGUCACAGGUGGACAAUGAUGAAGUUAUGAAUGUAAAAGAAUUCUUUGGAUUGUACGGUAUAGAUGUGAUGACGAGUUGUAUGUUCGGUGUGGAUAUGGACUUGAUCAACAACCCUUCAAGUCCCCUCAUCACCUAUGCCUUGAAGGUGUUUAAAAUCUCCAUCCCUUUUUUCCUUUUCCAAGGGUCUUUCCCCAUCUUUCUGCCUCUCUUGGAGCUGCUGGGUUUCUCCCUCUUCCCCAAAUCCUCCACUGCUUUCUUUAAAAUGGUUGUGGAGAAGAUCAGAGCAGAACGCAAUGGAAGCUCAGGCCAGAAACCAGGAGAUCUCCUUCAACACAUGAUCAACUCUCAGACAGUCAAUGAAGCCAAAAAUGAAAAGCAGAAAAAUGGUCUUACUGAUCACGAGAUUGUUUCUCAAGUGACAGUAUUUAUGUUUGGUGGUUUUGAGACAAGUGCCUCUACUCUUGCCUUCUUGGCCUACAAUUUGGCAAGAAACCCUGAAGUCAUGGCACGCCUGCAAAAGGAGAUAGAUUCUACUUUCCCAAAUAAGGGUCCAGUCCAAUACGAAGCUCUGAUGCAGAUGGAGUAUCUAGACAGUGUGGUCAAUGAGAGUCUGAGGCUUUAUCCUCCAAAUCCACGCUUCGAGCGAAUAGCCAAAGAAACUGUCACGAUCAACAGAAUCACAAUCCCGAAGGGCAUGAUAGUUAUGAUUCCAGUCUACGCUCUGCAUCAUGACCCUGAGCUGUGGCCAGAGCCAGAGGAGUUCAAACCUGACAGAUUUAGUAAAGAGAACAAGCAGAGUAUAAACUCAUACACUUACCUGCCAUUUGGCUUUGGACCAAGGAACUGUUUGGGGAAGCGAUUUGCUCUGGUGAUGGUCAAACUGGCCUUGGUGGAAGUUUUGCAGAACUACAGCUUUUCAGUCUGCAAGGAGACAGAGAUUCCUUUGCAGAUGAGUCCUGAGGGCUUAGUUGGACCCUUACGACCCAUCAAACUAAAGCUGGUGACACGUUCCAUCGCCUCAGAAAAUGUGAAUGAGUGCAUCUAGGAAGGCUGAACUAUCAUCUGUUUCUUAUUUUAUUAUCUGACAGUGCUGCAGAACUGUAUGUUUUUAAUUUGUAUCAGAAGUUUCUGCUCUGAUCUGAAUCAAAAGAGACAGUUUAUACAUGCAUCAUGUCAAUGAAUUGUAGAUUUAUGCCAAAUAAGCCAAAUCACGCCUAAAAGAAUUUCGCAAACAUAAGAUACAGCUUCUAAUAUCAAAAUAUGAAUUUAUGUAUUUUUUGGGUAAUGAUCAAAAAUGUUCUAUAUGUGAAAAAAAAGAAAAAAGUUAAAAACUAUAGAAAACUGCAAAAUAUUUUUUCUGCUAUAUCUUACAAUAAUACACUGAUUUUGUUGCAUGUUGACAAAAUUGGAAAACUGUGAUGAAAAUAUUGUCCAAUGAUGGUGUCUAUAAUAAUAAACACACAAUAAUAAUGAUUAUGAUUAACACACAAA
Messenger RNA from Lates calcarifer (barramundi perch), 2305 nucleotides. RefSeq names its product cytochrome P450 3A56. The transcript has 14 exons. Gene Ontology annotation, molecular function: steroid hydroxylase activity; oxidoreductase activity, acting on paired donors, with incorporation or reduction of molecular oxygen; heme binding. NCBI's taxonomy places the organism in Eukaryota, Metazoa, Chordata, Actinopteri, Centropomidae. The record is from RefSeq and is a predicted model, not a curated record. The coding region runs from base 165 to 1859 and encodes 564 amino acids.